Salmo salar (Atlantic salmon) is the source of this 5190-nucleotide messenger RNA. RefSeq lists its product as uncharacterized. The record is from RefSeq and is a predicted model, not a curated record. Lineage: Eukaryota; Metazoa; Chordata; Actinopteri; Salmoniformes; Salmonidae.
AGGAAGAGAGGAAGGGAGAGGGAUAGUUGGACAGAGUGCUGAACGUAGGGCAGUGCAUCAUUGUGUUAUGAUGUGAGCAGGGAGGCAGGAAGGAGGAGAGGGACCAAAAUAAGAGGAGAGAGGGAAUAAACUGAGAACGCAGCUGGACUACAUGUCUAGUCUGAGGGAGCCAGAUUAGUGGUGACUCAGAGCUUUUGGAAUACUUACCAGAAGGGAAUAUGGCUUUGCACCACUGUUAGACUGCAUAGUGUAUGUUCAUGUGAGUUUGUGUGUGCCACGGAGGGACUGAAAGGGAGAAGGAGUUCAACCUCAUCAAAAAAGAGUCACUCAGUGCCCCCCUCCUCAAAGACUUGGAGCAGAGGAGUACAGAGGAGGGGGGCAAGGUGGAGAGGAGGCCAGGUAGAGAGGUGGACCCCCACGUCUGGACCCAGAACACCUCAAGGACAAAGUGAAACGUGCCACAGCUCAACCCAAGGUUUGACAAACGCUGACAAUGAUGUGAUGGUGAUGGUGGACACAAGCUCUCCUGGGUUUUCAGGCCACUGAGUCAGUCGGCCAGGUGAUGGGGAGACGGGCGGCUGACCUGACCACUCCUGUGCCAGUACUGGGAGUUCCCGCCCUGGUGGGGGUCCGUGGUUGGAGUACAGCAGGGGGGGAGAGGGCUGGGGGAGUGCUGCCACUGACAUGGGGUCCCCAGUGCAGCAUCGGAGUGCAGACUUCACCCGGCGUGAGAGCGCCACCCAUCCUGUACGGGACAAAACUAACAGGCACAUUCCCCAGUCAAUCAGAAAGAAGCAUUACUCCUACAUGCAAUGGCUACAUCCCAAAAGAGGCAAAGGAAGAGGAGGGAAUCAGACGGACUAAGAGUGUCAGACAAAGAGGUGUUCUUUCAAAACAGAGGAGUUUAGAUUCCAAGACCAAAAAGGGUGUAACAUUUGAAGAGAUUUCCAGUGAGCUUACAGAAAAUGUGGUCUUCAACCAAUGGAAAAGUGGGACUUAUUGCUAUGUCCGAGCAAUCAAGACUAACCCACACCUAUUAGGGGGCGUGGGGAACGGCAAGAUCAAAGGGAGGCGGGACUUGCGCUACACAAAUGGCAGCGUAGUUGACUCGGAGGCUAUAGGAGGGAUUUGUAUUGAUGGCAGUGAUGAGGCGGAGCCUGUCUCGACCAUGUCCUCUCGAGGAAGGGACCAAUCAAAACCUAAAGAACAUUCUGUGGCACAUUCAUAUUGUGGGAAUGCAAAACGAGCACCUGCUCCCCCACCUCUCUGGAUGCUCCAGCAAAUGUGCAGACACUGUGGAGGGAGGCAGACUGUGGUCCCUGGAGCUGGAGAUGCCAGUCUGGAAGUUAAGAGCCAUUCCUCUGCAUGCCCUGAAGGAACAACAGCCAUGAUAACACCUAUUUCACUCACAGACAGAAACCACCUUCUCCCUUCACAUACUGAGAAAAAGAAGAACUCUACAUGCUCCGCUCCGAGGCUUGCAGACAGGGAUCUGAUACAAAGACAGCUGACACAAACAGAAUCUCAAUCCACCCACCCCCGCUGUAAACCCCCUAUUCAAAACAACAAAGACAGGAAGCCCAGCCUGCCUGCAAACCCAGCGCCUGCAUGGAAAACCAAAGAUCUGAAACAGACUAAUGGUUAUACCUCACAUCAUACAUACCCCCUGCAUACCUCUACCAGAGACCCAGUAGAAACCCUAGUUACACCUUCACAUACACACUCAGACAAGCCAACCCGCCAAAGAACCAUCUUACACACAAAAUCUAUUACAGUCACUAAGGCAACUAUUGAACCCAGGCGUGCAGAUGCCAACACCCUUGAGACCCCAUCUCACUGGAGUAAGAUUUCUCGACCAAAAAUACUCAAAAUGUAUCCUCAGAUCGCAAUAGCCACCAGGGCAAACACGCCAUGCACACACCGUAAACAUCCAAAGACACCCACACACCCAAACACACCAUACAGAACCUUUCCUCCAAACACACCAUACAGAACCUUUCCUCCAAACACACCAUACAGAACCUUUCCUCCAAACACACCAUACAGAACCUUUCCUCCAAACACACCAUACAGAACCUUUCCUCCAAACACACCAUACAGAACCUUUCCUCCAAACACACCAUACAGAACCUUUCCUCCAAACCAUGUUAAUCCAUCUCAUGUUAUUAGAGCGCCUAAGCCUGAAAACACAUCAACACAGUCUACCACUGCUACAACAUUACAUAGAAGUGCACCCCCUUACCCUGCUAACACACACGCAACUAAACCCCCUAACUCUGCAAACUCACACACAGCUACACCUCCCACCCCUGAAAGCACACUGACGACAACCACAACACUCCUAAACAGUGCUACUAAAACGAUACAUAGAACAACACUCCCUAGCCUCACUAACACAUUACACAUAGCUACAACUCUAAAACCAGCAAACACACCAUGCAAAGCCACUCGCUCUUACCCUUACAACCCAUCACACACAUCUACUCUCACAAGGUAUUAUAACCCAUCACACACAACUACUCCGACAAGCUCUUAUAACCCAUCACACACAACUACUCCCACAAGGUAUUAUAACCCAUCACACACAACUACUCCCACAAGGUAUUAUAACCCAUCACACACAACUACUCCGACAAGCUCUUAUAACCCAUUACACACAACUACUCCCACAAGGUAUUAUAACCCAUCACACACAACUACUCCCACAAGCUAUUACAACCCAUCACACACAACUACUCCCACAAGCUAUGAUAACCCAUCACACACAAAUACACCCACAAAGCCUUUGUUCCAUACACUUAACCUGUCAAACACAUCACACACACCUAGUUCCCCUGACUCAGCUAAUGCAUCCCCCAUAACACCCCCUAACGUUGAUAACGCAUCACAUACAACUAUAUCCUCUCUCUCUUCAAAUGCCUUAUACACAGCUACGCAGCAUCAGUCCUCAUCCACGUCACUGACGAACUGUAGACCACUGAUCAUGACACAGACACACAACAAUAAACCACCUGACCCAUCAAACAGAUCAACCACUAACACGCAGAAUAACAGCACAUUUAUAAAUACACAUAUUGAACAAACCGCUGCCCUUCACACCAGCUCUCAUAACAGAUUUGUUGUUGAUCCAAUAAUGCAUACAAAUGUAUAUGCCAAAGUAUUGUCUCUGUCAAAGCAAAAGUAGACACUGUAAUCCUGUCAUCGUAUCACAGACACAUCAGGAAAGACACUCUGGAAUAUUCAGUGCAUUACAGGUACCUAACCUUCCAAAACACAUCACUGAAAUAAAGAUAAACAAAGAAUGGGAACAGCAGGGGCACAUUGUCACACAACAUCAGGGAGACCUUUUCACAAACCUAAAACCUGGAUCUGAGUGUCAGAUACAUUCUCACAAAGAGCACAUUCCCUCCAGCGUGUUACAUACACAUGCAAAUACCACAUUUAGAUUCAGCCUUGACAGGCAGAUAUACAGAAAUUAUGCUCCACCUUCCAGCACACCACAGACACGAACAGAUCCUAAGCCCCUCAUUGCAUCACAGACAAACACUACUGCACAUGUCAAACCCAUCACCGAAACACCAAACCACAUAAACACAGACUUCCGUUCCACACCAACCCCACACAAACACACAAGCCCCACACACCGACUCAUACCACAGGCCCGUCCAUACACAAUCACUGAGCUCCUCACGCACAAAGCCAUAAACCCCAAGUACAACCCCCUUUUACCACCAUCACGCAUGGCACACCUAGGAUCCUACACCCUCACCCAUCCCAAUCAGACACACCAGAUGAUCCAUCCAGUAUUUUUGUUGUCAAGUACCAUCCCACAACCCUCCCGAGACGACCCUAGGCUGGCUCACUCCCACCCGGCUGAUAAAGACCUGCUGCUGCUGCCCCCCUCCCCACAGUGCAGCAGGCCAGCCCCUCUCCAGAGGAGGCUGCAGUGUGUGGAGGCCAGCCUGGCAGCCAACCAGGACAGGAUCACUACACUUCUCAACAUCAUCCAAGACCUUGAGAUGAGCCAUGCUCUCAGCAAGGGUCGGCGAUGCUACAGGACAGGCCAGGACCUCCGGGAGUGCUCCACCUGUCAGAAGACUGCUUGUAUUGUAUAUAGUGUGGAGUAUGACUUCAGGCAGCAAGAGAGAUGUUUCUUGGAGGUUUUGUAUCCUCAGAGGGCUGACAACAACACUCCUCCCUCCCUGCCCCACAACAGCACCCUGCUGACGAACGCCAUCACUAAGACCAUGACCAAGUCCAAGGUCAAAAGCAAGAAGUUGUGCAAGAUGCUUUUCCAAUGGCUGCCUAGGAAAAUUCAGAGGACAAAGUCCUCCUUUCACCAACUCUCUCCAGAUCAUUUGAAUUCCUAGCAUGUUAUUCAUGAGGUAUUGAGGUAUCCCUGUAAUAUAAGAUCUGAUGGUGUGUUCAAGACAACUGGGAACUCUGUAAAAUACAAGGUCAAAUCAAGACGUCAGUGAUCUUCAGGUCGGAAAGUCAGAGCUCUUGAAAGAGGCCGAGUUCCUGAGUCGGAAUUCUGAGUUAGAUGAACGUUCCAAACGAUUUUUCCCUGUCCGAGCAAGUUUUUCUGAGAGUUCCCUGUUGUCUUGAGCACACUGAAGUCAGAAGUCAGAGAUUUCCAAGUUCCCAGUUGUUUUGAACUCGGCAUGAUGUCCCUAUCACAGCAAGUAGCACUUGUCAUCGUAGAAGACACCUACAUCCCUUCCUGUCCACAUGAUGGGUGUUCUGAAAUCUGAUUUGCUCCUUAAUGGCUGGUUGACACCCUACUGUCCAAUUAGGACAUAGCAUGAACAGGAAUUGCCUUUAGUAACUACAGACCUUUGUCCAGUCUAGCAACAGUCUAUCAUAUGGAGAAAACUUCAUCCCUCAGGUUAAAAUCAUGAACUUUCAUCCAAAGCACAUGCACUAGUUGUUGAACUAGAUACGACAUCCAAAAGUUUUCUAGAUUGCAAUCACAAUUUUCAGAGCCUAUUCUAGAUGACAGUCCAUAUUCUAUAGUAUUUUAUUGUAGCUAAGCAUCAAGUGAAGUGUUUCCAUCCUCUUACAGAUUCCCCUACCAGCUUAUCCCAGGGUCAAUGUAUAUACAUCAUAUUUUUGUGAAAUAAACCAAAGCCCACAGUACAUACUGUAAACAUUUUCUUUUCAUGUGUGAUUAAAAUUGCUUAUCGCUGA